GGAAAUCAAGUUAUUGCGUGACGUCAUUAGGUAUGAUCACACCCACCCAAUAAAGUACGUGUCUUCGAAGUGUAGCGCGAUCAAAUAUUCUCGAAGCCAUCAUCAUGAUGAACUAGCAAGUUCUAGAGAGUAAACAACAUGGUUCUACAGGAACCUAUUAAUCCCCCGUUUUCAAGGGAGUUUGUGCUUAGAAAAACCAACAUACGAGAAUUCAAAGCUCUUGAGAGUCGUGUUAAACAGCUUUUUAAUGCAGAAUUCGAGGUUUUCAUACCUGUCCACGAUUCGAGCAACGAUGGUCACCAAAACUUGGAAAACUGCGACCCGUCCAUGGAGUGGAUAAGAGUAGUUUCUGAAGAAGAUCCAGAGCUACUAGACGGUGCUAAGGAAUAUAUUAUCAGCGUGUGUAACCCGGAGGUACGGUGUCGCGUUGAUUUCCCCGUCAGCGAUUUACUCGAAGAAAAAGGCGCCGUGAAUAUCGUGGACGAAGUUGAACGAAAAUCGUGUGCCUAUCUUACAGUGGACAGUGAAGGAUUCCUUGAAAUCUGCGGAUCAAACAUGGCCGUUGCGCUCGCUACUUCGAGUUUGGAUCAAAGGAAGUCCUUCCUGCAGAGCUCCGAUACCGUAAAAACAGAUUACAAUGAAAAUCAAAUUAAAAGCGAAGAAGUUAAAGAUAUUAAGGAGACAAAUACUGAGGACUCUGAUACAGAAGUUGUUUGGAAGCGCAGAGAAACAACACCGAAGGUCGUGAAGCCUUCGAGAUGCAACGGUACACCGGGUAUGAAGGAAUGCCAUCCUUCCAGCUUACCAUCCGAAAUGAAGGCUACAAACAACAGAGAAAUUGAAACUGUUACGGACAAGCAAGUUGACAAAUGCGCAAAAGAAAGCACUAAUUCUAUUUUAACAGAAAAUUCAUGCCAUGAAACUACAGAAUCAAAGUUAAUUUCGACAGAUUCCAUAACAGAAUGCGAUCAAGGUCACGGCCAAUCGAACGUACUGAGUGGAGAAUCGCUGAGAGACUUUGCUUUGAAACUAAGAUACUCAGAAUCAGAAGUAUCUUCAGCCUUGUCUAAACUAGGACCAGACGCAGACAAGAAUUUAUUAUUGAUGGAACUUGUCAAAGCUCAAAACUCUGCUAAACAAAUCGAGGAAGGAUCUUCUUUGGAUCGACCACAAUCAACACCUCCAGUGGUUUGUAGCGACCCAAAUACAUUGCGGGCAAUAGUCCUAGAUGGCAGUAAUGUGGCUAUGAGCCAUGGAAACCAGAAAGUAUUUUCAUGCCGAGGGAUUGGCAUUGCUGUUGACUGGUUUAUAAAGAGAGGUCAUCGUGACAUAAAAGUGUUUGUCCCUUCCUGGCGUAAAGAGAGUUCUAAACCUGAGAGUCCUAUAAUAGACCAACAAGUGCUUAAACGCCUUGAAGAAGAUCAAAUAUUGGUAUGGACACCAUCACGAUGCAUUAAUAACCGCCGUGUUGUGUGUUAUGAUGACAGAUUCAUCAUCAAACUGGCACAUCAAACUGAUGGAGUGAUUGUGUCUAAUGAUAACUUUAGAGACUUGCAAAAUGAAAGUCCUGAGUGGAGGAAAGUCAUUGAACAAAGAUUACUCAUGUACUCAUUUGUUGAUGAUCGGUUCAUGCCACCAGAUGAUCCUGCUGGACGUCAUGGACCAACUCUUGAUGAAUUCCUGAAAAAAGGCUGUGGUAAGCCAUGUCCUUAUGGCCGCCGAUGUACCUAUGGUAACCGUUGUAAAUAUCUUCAUCCCGAAAGGAACUCUAAAAGUGAAGCUGAAAUGAAUAUGUUAGCCAAUCAAUUGUCAGAGAAAUUAUUGUUGAAUCCUCCUGAAGUCCCCUAUGGUGAAGUUCACUGUUCACCACGCCACAGACCCCUCCCUCCUCCACCUGAUAUGCCAGCAUAUUUGUUAACAAAGCCACUUCCACCCCUCCCUACUGAACAGCGACAGAAACCGUUGCCAAUUCCACCAGCUGAAGUUCACCAUAAUAUGGUACGGAUUUUCCCACCAACACUGCGCAAUAACCACACAAGUCAAACUGGACAACGUCCUGCUUCAGAUCCAUCACCCAUGAGAAGUCCUUCCUAUGACAUGCAGCCAGAUCAAUAUGGUAGAACACGGAGAGGAAGCAUACCUCAUGGAAUGACUUUAGGUCCACAGUAUGUUGAUGGUUACCCCUCACUACCCAGCAGUAGUGGACAUUAUAGUCACCCUAUGUAUCCUGCACAUACUCACCUACCCCCUCAUCCUCCUCACCAUCAAGAGACUGUUGCUAGAGGGAUGGUUCCCCAGCAUCAUCCAGAGAGAAUAGACGAACACAUGUACGCUUGUGGAUAUCAGCAACCUUUUCUUGCAACACCACAGCAUUGGGGAGUGUACCCCCCACAAUAUCAUUUUAGCUCUAAUCAUCACCAUGGUUACCAACACCAUUAUCCAAAUAGUUAUAAUGGACAGAGUAAUAGUUAUUACCGAACCAGGGCCCCACCCAGGGAUGUCACUGACGGUGCCGGGUCUGAUGAUUGUGAUGAGGAGACACGGAUUCGCAUUUAUGAAAAACUUGUGGAGGUGUUUCCUGACGAUGCCACAAAGAUUCUUAAAGUAAUGGAUGAAAAUCCAACAGUGACUGAUAUUGACGAACUUACUCAGAUUUUGCUAGAUUCAGAAAAGUAACAUGUUGGUAAGACGUUUGUAUUUUAUGCAUGUUAAAGUAUGUAAAUAAGUUUUGAUUGUAAAUAUGUUGAAACUCAAGAGUUAGGUUUGGCUAUAGUUAUAACUGAAAAUGGCUUGAAUAUUUAGAAAUAUGAAAAAAGUCUUUCUUAGUUUAAAGUUUAUUAUUUUACUCCUGUAUAAUAUAAAUAUUGUAGUUAGACAUUAAUGAUUUCUAACAGCUACUAAAGACAAAAGGUACAAAUACCUGUUGCAAUGCCAAUUCAUGCUUUAGUAUUUAUGCCUAUGUUGCUAUAGCAAUUAUUUUUGCCAUGCCAGUAAUUAUUGAUAAUGGCGAUGCUUUGUAAGAUAUUGAGUGUAUUUAGGUUUGAUAAAAUUAUAACGUUUUUGAAAUUCUUUACUUGAAUUGUUUCGAGGUGUGUGUGGAUCCUGUGUGUCCGUUCAAUCACGAUAAAAUUGUUUUCCAAAUAGGAUUUUGAGUUGAACUGAUUGCAGUUCAUGUUGACUGGGGUGAAUUACCCAGAAUUCGUAUAGAUUUACUGCAUCAUUAGAGGAAAUGUUAAACAGUAACUUCUGAUUUUAUACCAAUCCAUGCCAGUGCCUUGCCUUCUACGCAUUUGCUUGCUAAAAGCUUUUAUGUUGCACUUUGGCCACUUUCUUGUGCUAGUUUUAUAUUUCCUUGGUGUUUGACGGACAUGUUUUAGUAAAACAUAAACUAUAUUCAGAUUAAAUACUAAUGUAAAUAGAUGAAAAAUAUAUACAAUUUGCAUGAAGCAAAGCCAUUAAUAGUAUCGUUGUGUGGUAUAAUAGGGACUCAAGGCAACAGAGAGUUUAUUAUUAUUGAAUUAAGUCCAUUAGCUGAUUAGUGCUUUGUAUGAUUUCCAUAUGACUUCACCUGAUAUAACAUAGCUUUCAAUAAUAACAAAACUCUUUGUACAAAUGUUGCCUUUGUGCUCUUUGUGAGAGCAUAUUAUACAUGUUUGUAAGACAUUUUUAUAAUAUCUUAUCUUAAAUCAUUUAUUGUUGAUAAAGUUAUUCUAGUGUCAACUAUAAAAUUCAGUGUAUACUCUAAAUAUCUGGCAUUUUUUGAAUUGGAAUGAUCUCAAAAUGGGUGAAUAGUACUUUUUUAAAGGAAAAAAAUAUUGCAAAUCUAUUAUUGCAUCAGUCAGAAUAUUACCAUAAUAUUGAACUGUUUGGCAUGAAACAGAUAAUGAUGUCUUUGGAUCAUUUGUAAAAUGUGCUUUUUUGACAACUUAGACAAUCUGUCAAACAUCUCGCCAAGUUUAGUGUUAUACCCAUCAAAUUAUACUUGACUGGAGGUUGAUGGCAUACCAUAUCCCAUCAACCUCCAGUUGAGUUGAAUGAUCACUCCUGAUAAACAGCUUUUUUUAUGUUUCAUGGUUUUUGGAUUUAUAUUUCAGUUGUUUUCAUUUUUUAGUGACGUUAUGUGGACUGUGAAAUAGGUUUAGACAAUAACACACAACUAUUGCAAUGGUUGAAGUCUAGUGCUAUUAGCACAGUCUACCUAAAAUCAAUCAUCUAUCAAGUAAUACAAAAUUAAUGUUUCAUGCUUUUAUAGUUUGUAGUCAUCAAUAAAGACAUGUAUUUGUUAUUAAA
This is a messenger RNA of Exaiptasia diaphana, 4290 nucleotides long. Its product is annotated as endoribonuclease ZC3H12A. Gene Ontology annotation, molecular function: mRNA binding; RNA endonuclease activity; metal ion binding. The transcript has 3 exons. Lineage: Eukaryota; Metazoa; Cnidaria; Anthozoa; Actiniaria; Aiptasiidae. Gene Ontology annotation, cellular component: nucleus; cytoplasmic ribonucleoprotein granule. The record is from RefSeq and is a predicted model, not a curated record. The coding region runs from base 139 to 2676 and encodes 845 amino acids.